GCCUGUCCCUGCCGUGCCCCGCCGGGGGGGCAGGUGGCGCUGGCGCUCCCGCCGCUGGCCGUAGGGCCAUGGCGGCGGCUGUGGGCGCUCCGCCGCAGUUCGGCCGCCCGGCGCCGCCGCCGCAGACGGGCUGGGAGCGGCUGAGCGAGCUCUGGCGGCGAGACGAGCGGCAGCGCUACCCGGAGGAGACGGUGAACAUCGCCAAGUCGGCCUUCACCGGGGGAGUGGUGGGCUGGGUGUACGGCGGGCUGCCGGCCUUCUACCAGGCCCGCAGGGCCUUCAUCGAGGGCAGCCAGGGAGAGCUCUUCCAGAACCGCGCCGAUGCCGUGCAAUCCGCGCAUCGGGCCGGUCUCAGGAGUUUCAUCCGCUACGGCUGGCGCUGGAGCUGGAGAGUCGCCGCUUUUGUGACAAUAUUCAACACGGUGAGCACUGGUCUGUCUGUGUACCGCAACAAAACCACCAUCGGUAAUUUCGCUUCGGCAGGAGCCUUCACAGGAGCCCUUUUUAGAAUGCACUUGGGCCUGCAGGGACUGGCAGGCGGCUUCGUGUUCGGAACAGCGUUUGGGAUCCCUGCAGGGGGCCUCCUAAUGAUGAUGCAGAAGCUUGCCGGCGAGACGUUGCAGGAGAAGAGAAAUCGUGAGCGCAGGGAGCUGUAUGAACAGAAGUUAGCAGAGUGGCAAUCCAGGCUCAGUGUAAUGAACGUCUUAGGUGAAAUGGAAGGCAACACCCAGGAAGGACCGGAGACAGAGGGAGCAAGAGAAUCCAGGAGCGACUGAGUCUUCCCCAGAUCUCUGUUAAAACCUCCCUUUUUGGGAGGGCGAAGGAAGACCUGUUGCAAACGGAGUUGUCGAGCACCAUAGCUACACUGCUUGGUUAAUUCCUGACGCAUCAACAGGCACAAGAGAUGUGGGAGUUACAAGUUGGGUACCUGAGUGCCGUGUUGUCAUUGCUGUAGAGUUCGCCAUACGGAGCUGCGUCUUGGUGACAACUCUACCUGUUCAGCUGUACCAACCAGCUGCGUCACCUACCUUGGUGCUACACAGCCUACAUUCUUAGCAGCUACAAAAUGGUGGCUGAGCAUCGUGAAUGAUUGAAAGGCUUUACCACUUCCCAGCAUAUAGAUCAGACAUCUUUUAUUACUGAGGAAAGGAAACUGAGUUUACCCUUUAUUUUUUAAUACAAUUACGUGAGGAACCCCAGGAAAAAAAUGUUAUGUACAAAAUACCUGCGAUAAACAGAGCAACUCACCUGGUACAAAGACCCAGAUAUUAAGCUGAAAAGGUCUCACAGAAACCAUUUGUGUGCAAUUCACUGAAUACAGCAUAAGGCAAUAGAAAACAUGAUUCAUAGUAUAAGUGCUUAAGGAAAAAAUAAAUCAAAUAACCGCCCAUCGAGAAUAUAAAAACAAACUGAGGCUAAACAUAUCUUGUUUCCUUUAGAAGGACUUACUUAAAGUGUCACAGGAGUCUGUGGUAGAAAGGUUUGGCACAGUGCAAAAGAUAAACUCUCCUCCAGGAUGCUGAGCAAUCACCAGUCAGGAGCAGAAGUAGAGCGUGGGAUAGAGGGGAAAACGUGCAGGUACAACUGUCAGAGCUGUGCUGUGGUUGAUAAGGUGGAAAUGCAUCAUGGUUAUAGCAAGAAAUGAAGCACAGUAUUGAAAAUGAGCAAAUUAAAUACAAAAAGAGGGUGUUCAGCCUGCAAGAAGCCAGUAGUUUGUGCCGGAAAGAACAAGCAUAGGCUGAAAGAAAAGGAAACGUGAAAAGUAUAAGGCACCGUUGCCCAUACACCAAGUCCUGCAGUAACGUCAGGCUGCCUUUUGGUAAAACUGCUUUCUGCGUCACCUGUGUUCUGCUUGCAACCAGAAUGUGCAAGUGCAAAGAGUAUUGUUUCCUUAUCGCUCACCUUACUUUGUUUUCUCUGUCAAAAAACGCUCUGCAAGAAUGUUCUGAAGUUCCCAUUUCACUUCAUACAAUGGAAAAGCAGUAAAAAAGCUGAUGGGGCAGCAUGACUCUGCAGGAGCAGAAGGGGAGCGGUGUCUUAUUUUUCAGUAGCGACUUGAUCCCUUAGCCUCUCAUAGCUCAAUCCUCUAUAAACUGCUUUUAGUGCUCCUAUUUCCCCCAGCAGUUUCUCUCUCAAUAUGUACCUGCUAAAAAAAAAAGUGAAAGGGAUGAAAUAUUUCUUUGCUGUGUCCUGGCAAGAUAAACAGCUCAAGCAACAAAACAUCCCAGAAAGAAGACAGCGUGGCGCUUUCAGACUUUGGUCUGCCCUUCGAACUACACACAUGGACCGAGCAGUAAGGGUACAGGAACAGCUUGCAGUGGGACAGAGCAAAAGAGAAAACCAAACCUGUCAAACUCAGGGCAGGGUUGCGUUAGGUUAGUAUGCAGAGUUGCUUAGGAAGCUUGUUGGGGCCUGGGGCUUCGUCCUCUUUUUCCCCUCAAAUUGAGAAACCACUUUUUCCUACACAGUAGGCAAGAAUAUCACCCAGAGCAGAUGAGUCCAGUGUUAGCACCCCGUAGGGAGCUUCCUUCAAGUCCUGGCAAGGUAGAGAAAGCGCUGGCGGAAAGCAGCAGUCUUCAAUGCAAAGUAAAUCCCUAUGUUGCUGUGAGAGACUCCCAAGAAUCUGGAGAGCCUACGCUAACAAGUGUUCCUAGGCAAAGCUAUAAACAACAGCAGACCUGUAUUUAUGAAGCGAGGCCCUGAGUUACAUUUCAUUCCAGUAGAUACACGUGAGAGAUAACCACUGAAUCCUACAGAAAUUUAAACGGGGCUUUACAAAUGUGGGUAGGAAGGAAUGCGUGUAAAAGCUUGUACGUGUGUAUGUGCAAAGGUGUGCACUCUCGUGCACCACCACCACCAGCGGGCUGCGCUCUCUCAGAUGUGCUCCUGGAUGACUGAGUUAUUUAAUGGAGGAGCUGUACCUUGGUACCUGGGUUGGCGAGGCCAUCGUUUCAGGAGAGAAAGGUUAUGAGAACUUCUGCUACUGCUGUAGGUAAGCAAUAUUAGUUAGCUGUUGGGCGUGCCAUCAGUACGUAUCAUUUCCUAAAAAGUCUCAUUAGCACAGAAUAUAAGCACGAGGCAUAUAGUCCCACCUCAAGGUGCUUUUUCAUAGAACGUGUGUUAUUGCCUCUUUAGGGGAGAAGGGACAGGUAUCUGUAAUGGUCAAGUCCAAAUCAAGUCCUCCAGCACAAAGAAGAGUACUGGCAGAUACCUGUGUGAGGCUGAAUAUAAAAGAAGUUUUAGGUGCUCCCAGUCGCAACAUGGAAGCACAGCUUGACAUGAGAUUGUGUCGGGGUCUGGGGUCUCCCAAAGGCCAGCUCUACGUUCCUGAAGGGGUAGGUGGGUGUGGGCUACCAGCUAGAGCUCUGCAGGCCCCCUCAUUUUCACAGAGGCAGUAUCACAGCCAGAGGAUCCCAAAC
Messenger RNA from Chroicocephalus ridibundus (black-headed gull), 3419 nucleotides. It is a transcript of the gene TIMMDC1, whose product is annotated as translocase of inner mitochondrial membrane domain containing 1. The transcript is spliced from 8 exons. Gene Ontology annotation, cellular component: mitochondrion. The coding region runs from base 69 to 776 and encodes 235 amino acids. Lineage: Eukaryota; Metazoa; Chordata; Aves; Charadriiformes; Laridae. The record is from RefSeq and is a predicted model, not a curated record.